AUGGCGACGAGGAAUAGGACGAUCUUGUAUAAGAAGUACAGGGACGCGUUAAAGAGCGUCCGGGUUCCCUCGGGCUUGUCGCCGUCGAGCUCCAGUGGAGGACCCGUGAUAGAGCUGUCGACGACGUCGUUACUAAAUCCCAAUCGCUCAUAUGCCCCUCUAAGUACUGAAGAUCCGGGAACGUCCAGUAGGGGUACAGUCGCUGUAGGUCUACCACCAGCUUGGGUGGAUUUAUCUGAAGAAAUUGCAGCUAAUGUGCAACAUGUGCGGGUAAAAAUGGCUGAGCUAGCAAAGGCUCAUGCCAAAGCUUUAAUGCCAUCAUUUGGAGAUGGUAAGGAAGAUCAACGCCGGAUUGAAUCUCUUACACAGGAGAUAACUGGCCUUUUGAAAAAAUCGGAAAAAAGGUUACAAAGGCUUUCUGCUGGUGGACCUUCGGAGGAUUCAAACAUCAGGAAAAAUGUGCAGCGCUCUCUAGCCACUGACCUUCAGACUCUUUCAAUGGAGCUACGUCGAAAGCAAUCCGCAUAUUUACAGCGACUUCGGCAGCAAAAAGAUGGUCCAGAUGGGGUUGACUUGGAAAUGAACUUGAAUGGAAUCAAUUCUAGGAGAGAGGAUGAUGAUUUUGAUGACAUGGGAUUCAGUGAACAUCAAAUGACCAAGUUAAAGAAAAGCGAGGCACUGACUGUAGAAAGGGAGAGAGAAAUCCAACAGGUUGUCGAAUCGGUCAAUGAUCUUGCCCAAAUUAUGAAGGAUUUAUCAGUCCUGGUGAUUGAUCAGGGCACUAUUGUUGACAGGAUAGAUUACAAUAUAACAAAUGUGGCGGCAUCUGUAGACGAGGGCCUGAAACAGUUGCAGAAGGCAGAGAGAACUCAGAAACAAGGUGGUAUGGUUAUGUGCGCUACAGUGCUCGUAAUCAUGUGCUUCGUUAUGCUUGUUCUUUUGAUCUUGAAGGAGAUAAUUUUUUAA
Molecule: messenger RNA, 966 nt
Organism: Fraxinus pennsylvanica
Lineage: Eukaryota; Viridiplantae; Streptophyta; Magnoliopsida; Lamiales; Oleaceae
Source: the annotation of a GenBank genome assembly